Molecule: messenger RNA, 1845 nt
Organism: Branchiostoma belcheri (Belcher's lancelet)
Lineage: Eukaryota; Metazoa; Chordata; Leptocardii; Amphioxiformes; Branchiostomatidae
Product: very long-chain acyl-CoA synthetase-like
Exons: 14
Coding region: 1-1845 (614 amino acids)
Molecular function (GO): long-chain fatty acid-CoA ligase activity; long-chain fatty acid transmembrane transporter activity
Source: RefSeq, a predicted model, not a curated record
AUGGCGCCUGAGGUAAAGUUGCACGGUACGGGGUCUGCCAUGGACGGGGUGGCCGCUGCCGCAGACCGUCGGGACGAGCCCCUGAUAGAGAUUGAACUAGCCCGGGUAGCGGCCUUCACCAAGGUCCUGCAGUCUGGCGGGUCCAUCCUCUCCAUGUUCGCGGAGGCCGUGAGGAGCCACCCGGGCAAACCGUUCGUGCUGUCCGGCGACGAGGUUCAUACGUACGCACAGGUGGACUCCAUGGCGAACCGUGUAGCGAACUUGUUCCACGGGCGGGGGUUCCACAAGGGGGACACCGUGGCCCUGCUGAUGUACAACGGGCCUGCCUUCGUCUGGACUUUCCUGGGCCUGGCCAGACUCGGGGUGAAGAUGGCUCUUCUCAACACCAACCUCAGGGGACAGGGGCUCAUGCACUGCUUCAGGGUGGCGGGGGCCAGGGGCAUCAUCGUGGGACAAGGCCAACCGCUCCUGGACGCCACCUUGGAGCUGCAGCCGGAACUGCAGGCGGAGGGUGCCUCCAUCUGGCUGCAGGGUCCUGCUCCCCCCCCUGCAGGCAUGUCGGCCCUGGAUGGACCGGUCCGGCGGGAAUCCGACCAACCGCUGCCGGUUAAAGUCACCAUCUUACCCACAGACACACUCUGCUACAUCUAUACCUCAGGAACCACAGGCCUCCCGAAGGCUGCCAUCAUCCCCCAUGCGAAGUUUGUGGCCAUCAGCAGCACCAUUAUGCACUACGCUGGCGUCUAUCCCGACGAUGUGUUCUACAUCACUCUGCCUCUGUACCACACCAGCGGGCUGGCACUGGGGCUGGGGACUGCUAUCACUAAAGGUGCAACCUUAGCUCUCAGGAGCAAGUUUUCUGUUCGCCACUUUUGGGACGACUGUCGACGUUACAAGGCGACUGUUAUUCUCUACAUCGGAGAGCUGCUGCGUUAUCUGUGUACUGCUCCUCUGCGCCCAGAUGACAGGGACCACAGCGUGCGUCUGGCGUUCGGGAACGGUCUCCGGCCGGACAUCUGGCAGCAGUUCCAGGACCGCUUCGGGAUCCCGCGGAUCGGAGAGUUCUACGGAAUGACAGAAGGCACCAUGGGACUCACCAACAUCCACAACAAGGUCGGGGCGGUCGGGGUGGCCUCUCCACUGUACAGGAAACAUAAAAAUUUCACUCUGAUCGAGUGUGACAUCGACACAGGAGAGCCAAUCAGGGGGAAGGAUGGAAAAUGUACUGAGGUCAAACUAGGCCAGACUGGUCUCCUGGUGAACAGGUUAUCCCCGGCCACUCCGUACGCCGGCUACCUCGGGAAACGGGAACUCACCGAGAAGAAAAUCUUACGAGAUGUCUUCGAGAAAGGGGACAUGUACUUCAACACAGGUGACUUGAUGAUGAUCGACAAGGAGUUCUUCAUCUACUUUGUGGAUCGGGUCGGAGACACAUUCAGGUGGAAGGGAGAGAAUGUAGCGACCACAGAAGUUGCCCAGGUUCUUAGUAAGAUGGAAGGAGUGCAGGAGGUCAAUGUCUACGGGGUCAAGGUGCCAGGCCAGGAUGGUCGAGCAGGCAUGGCGUCCAUCCUCCCCAACCCUGGAAAGAAACCUGACUUUCCGCGCUGGUACAGGUACAUCCAAGCAAAGCUGCCUCCCUACGCACGGCCACUGUUCCUCCGAUUAUCCAAGGAGAUCCAGGUGACAGGAACGUUUAAGCACCAGAAGGCUGUGCUGGUGAAGGAAGGGUUUGACCCCGGGAAGGUCGGGGACCCGCUGUUUGUGGUCGACAACGGCAGGAAAUCCUACGUCCCUCUGGACCAAACGGCCUACAGGAGGAUUGUAGUAGGGCAGGCCAGGCUGUAG